This is a messenger RNA of Conger conger (European conger), 1226 nucleotides long. RefSeq names its product lysosomal membrane ascorbate-dependent ferrireductase CYB561A3. The record is from RefSeq and is a predicted model, not a curated record. Bases 257 to 997 code for a protein of 246 amino acids. Gene Ontology annotation, cellular component: lysosomal membrane. NCBI's taxonomy places the organism in Eukaryota, Metazoa, Chordata, Actinopteri, Anguilliformes, Congridae. Gene Ontology annotation, molecular function: oxidoreductase activity. The transcript has 8 exons.
CAGUUAACCCCUGCUAGUUCACUAUUUCUGCUUGGUAAACGUAUUCAACAAUAUGUCAUUAAUACGAAGACGUAGCUUAGUAUUGUUUGUUGAACUCUAGCAUCCCGAGCAACAAUAUACUAUAACUUUCCAAGGAAGAUCACACGCAAGUAAGCCCACAGUGCAGUCAGACGAGACCCGAUCAGGCAGUCACCCACACACAGCUGUGAGCAAGAGAGGAAGUGGAUCUUCCCGGUAAAGUCCAGAGUAUUCCAGGAUGGGCUCCGUGUCACUCUUCUACGUGUCCUACCUGCUGUGCCUAUGCCUGGGCUUCCUCUGUGUGGUGUUCGUGUCCUACUGGAACUCCACGUGGCGGGGGGGCUUUGCGUGGGAUGGCGGCGCACUCCAGUUCAACUGGCAUCCUGUCCUAAUGGUGACGGGACUGGUGGUGCUGUAUGGGAACGCGGCAGUGCUGUACCGCAUCCCGCUCACCUGGGGCCAGAACAAGCGGCCCUGGAAGCUGGUGCACGCCGGAACGCUGUUCCUGGCUCUGCUCCUGACCAUCCUGGGGCUGUGCGCUGUUUUCAAUUUCCACAACGCCCAAAACAUCCCCAAUCUGUAUUCGCUGCACAGCUGGCUGGGCAUCUGCACAGCCGCACUGUUCACUGCGCAGUGGGUGCUGGGCCUGGCUGCCUUCCUCCUGCCCUGCUCCCCAGUGGCCUUCCGCAGGCUGCUAAAGCCUGUGCACGUGUGGAUGGGAAGCUUCAUCUUCAUGUUGAGCCUUGCGUCCUGCAUCUCGGGCAUCAACGAGAAGCUGUUUUUUUCUCUCAAGGGGAGCACCAAUGGGACACAACCAUACUCCAAGCUGCCACCAGAGGCUGUGUUUGCAAACUCGUUAGGUGUCCUCAUCAUAGCCUUUGGAUUGGUUGUCCUGAGAAUAUUGUCCAAUCAGAGGUGGCAACGGCCAGAAGCGGAACAAGGGGGGAUGUCUGAACCAUUGCUUGGAGAGGACAGCUGAUGGGAGAACACACACCCCUCUGAAAGGACCUUCGAGAAAAAAAUAAUUCCACAAAAACAAUAUACUGCAUCCCAUUAUCCCUUGUUGAAGACUGGGAUUUUCAAUGCUGUCUAUUUUGAAGGCACUCCUUGGAGACAACUUGUUUUCAUGUCUCCUGCAAAAAUGAUUAUUGUGGACUCAGAUGUAAUCGAAAAAUAUAAAUGACUGAAUAAAGUACUCUUUAAUUAUA